GCCCAGCCCAGCGAGGUGACAGCCGCGCUCGGACAAGGAGCCCGGCCCGACGCUGCCAUGAGCGCCGCGCUCUUUAGCCUGGACGGCCCGGCGCGCGGCGCGCCCUGGCCCGCGGAGUCCGCACCCUUUUACGAGCCGGGUCGGGCGGGCAAGCCGGGCCGCGGGAGCGAGCCGGGAAGCCUGUCCGAGCCAGGCGCCGCUGCCCCUGCCAUGUACGACGACGAGAGCGCCAUCGACUUUAGCGCCUACAUCGACUCCAUGGCCGCCGUGCCCACCCUGGAGCUGUGCCACGACGAGCUCUUCGCCGACCUCUUCAACAGCAACCACAAGGCGGGCGCGGCAGGCGCCUCUGCCAGCGCCCUGGAGCUGCUGCCCGGCGCCCUCGCGCGUGCCCACGGCCCGGGCACAGCUGCCCCGCGUCCGCUCAAGCGCGAGCCCGACUGGGGAGACGGCGACGCGCCCGGCUCGCUGCUGCCGGCGCAGGUGGCCGCGUGCGCGCAGACCGUGGUGAGCCUGGCGGCGGCCGCACAACCCACACCACCCACGUCCCCCGAGCCGCCGCGCUCCAGCCCCGGGCCGAGCCCUGCUCCUGGCCCGGCCCGGGAGAAGAGUGCGGGGAAGAGGGGCCCGGACCGCGGCAGUCCGGAGUACCGGCAGCGGCGCGAGCGCAACAACAUCGCGGUGCGCAAGAGCCGCGACAAGGCCAAGCGGCGCAACCAGGAGAUGCAGCAGAAACUGGUGGAGCUGUCGGCCGAAAACGAGAAGCUGCACCAGCGCGUGGAGCAGCUAACGCGGGACCUGGCCGGCCUCCGGCAGUUCUUCAAGCAGCUGCCCAGCUCGCCCUUCCUGCCGGCCGCUGGGGCCGCCGACUGCCGGUAACGCGCGCCCCGGGGGCGGGAGAGACUCAACCAACGACCGAUACCUCAGACCCGACCGGCCAGGGAGCGGAGUGCGCCCCGCCCGGACGCCGCGAGAGCCGCUCGGCGCCGGCUGCAGUUUCUUUGGGACGCGCGAACGAAGGAACCUACAGCCUGGACUUAACCACCACUGAACUUCGAGAGAAGCUAUACGUGUUUAUUUUUCCUUAAAUUAUUUUUAUAAUGGUAGCUUUUCUACAUCUUAUUCCUAUUGAUGCAGCUAAGGUACAUUUGUAAGAAAAAAGACUUUUCAGACAAAUCCUUUGUAUUGUAGAUAAGAGGAAAAGACUGAGCAUGCUCACUUUUUUUAUAUUAAUUUUUACAGUAUUUGUAAGAAUAAAGAAGCAUUUAAAACCACCCGA
Messenger RNA from Callorhinus ursinus (northern fur seal), 1279 nucleotides. RefSeq names its product CCAAT enhancer binding protein delta (gene CEBPD). Gene Ontology annotation, biological process: regulation of cell differentiation; regulation of transcription by RNA polymerase II; DNA-templated transcription. NCBI's taxonomy places the organism in Eukaryota, Metazoa, Chordata, Mammalia, Carnivora, Otariidae. The record is from RefSeq and is a predicted model, not a curated record. Gene Ontology annotation, molecular function: DNA-binding transcription factor activity, RNA polymerase II-specific; RNA polymerase II cis-regulatory region sequence-specific DNA binding.